AUGUCUUUACCGAGUCGAGAUGAAGAGUUUUUGGAAAGCUUGAAUUUGGCAAGCUCAGGGCUGACAAAUGAGUCAUUGGCCACUGCAGCAGAGAAAGAAUUGGCCCAAUUACAAAUACAAAAACAAGAACAAAUGAUUCGACAAAAUCAACAGUUUCUUUUACAAUUGUUCCAGGAUAAUGCAAGCCAACCUAUCAAGGUGCACAAUGUACAGAUCACCAAUGGCGAGCAAUUUCGUGAUAGUUUUAUCCGGGCGCAGUUUAGACCUUUGCUUGCGGGGAAUAUAGUCAGUUUUGAGAGUUAUCUCAAAACUGUUGAUAACAUUGUAAAAAAUUUCGUGAAAUUGGGCAUUGUUGAAAAUAUACUAUGUAACACUCAUAAGGUUACUGCGCCUAUAUCCAGUGGUGGCUUUCUUUUCACAAGAGGGUUUUCAAGUGGACGUAAUGGAAGUGCUGGUGCUGGUGCUGGUGCCGGUGCCAUUAGCGUUGUGCCUAUUUUCAACACAUUACCGGUGAAGCGGUUUUUCGCUAAAACAGGAACGAACAUAGGUAACGGAGAAGGAGAUGGGUAUAUCCAAUUCCAAUUGCGCAAUAUUUUUGGUGGUGGUGAGAAUCUAGUGUUUGACGCUGUUACGGGGACAAAAACCCAUAGUUCCUAUUUAGUCAAUUAUAAUCAACCGCUAUUUAACAAUUGUAAUUAUAUAUGGGAGAAUCAAUUUAGUAUAAAUUCUAGAAAAUUGGAUUGGAUUCAAAGCGAUGUGAUGUCAAAGACUAUUGUCAAUAAAAUAUAUACUCAGUUCCAUGAUACAGAGUUGAAUCAUGAAAUUGUGUUGGAAAAUUCAUUGCGCACUUUGAGUAAUUAUGGAUCCAAGAGUUUUGAAGUUAUGCAACAAGGUGGACAAAGUAUCAAAUCGUCAAUCGGUUAUAAUCUCAUCUAUGAUAGUAGGGAUAACAAACAUUUGCCAUUUUCAGGUAAAUAUUUUCAAUGGGGGGUAGAGUAUAAUGGGUUGUUUAAAUUUAACAAGUUCCCGUUUUUGAAAACGGCUACUCAAAUUCAACAUUCAUGGGGUAUACCGUUUUUGAACUCGCAUAUAUUGACCAGCACAAGAUUCGGUUUGUUGUAUCCAUUAACCAAGAAAUCGUCAUCCUCGUCAUUUUCAUCAUUUUCUUCGGUAUUGGAUAGAUUCUACAUAGGAGGACCUAACGAUGUUAGAUCCUUCCUGUUGAAUGGGCUUGGUCCAAGAGACCAGAACUCAUUCAUUGGAGGUGACUUAUUCUUAAAUGGUGGCGUUUCCCUCAUUACAAAUGUACCAAGAUACAAAGACUCAAAUUUCAAGUUUCAUAAUUUUUUAAAUUGUGGUAGAAUAGUUUCCCUCGAUAGGAAUAGCUCCUUUAUUGAUAAUUUCAAAGAGUUGACGCACUCGUAUUGUUUGAGUUAUGGAUUCGGUAUUUUGUAUAACCAUCCAAUGGCCAGAUUUGAACUAAACUUUGUUCUACCGCUAGUCGCCAAUGAGAGGGAUUCAAUUAGAAAAGGGAUCCAAUAUGGAAUAGGUGUAUCAUUUUUGUAG
Molecule: messenger RNA, 1566 nt
Organism: Lodderomyces oxycetoniae
Lineage: Eukaryota; Fungi; Ascomycota; Pichiomycetes; Serinales; Debaryomycetaceae
Gene: SAM50
Product: SAM complex subunit
Exons: 1
Coding region: 1-1566 (521 amino acids)
Biological process (GO): protein insertion into mitochondrial outer membrane
Cellular component (GO): outer membrane
Source: RefSeq, a predicted model, not a curated record